AUGACCUGGAGCGCCACGGCCCCGGGCGCCCACCAGCCCGACAACACUGCGUUCACGCAGCAGCGCCUCCCCGCCUGGCAGCCGCUGCUGUCGGCCAGCAUCGCGCUGCCGCUCUUCUUCUGCGCGGGCCUGGCCUUCAUCGGCCUGGGCCUGGGCCUCUUCUACUCCUCCAAUGGCAUCAAGGAGCUCGAGUACGACUACACAGGCAACCCGGGCACCGGCAACUGCUCGGCGUGCGCCCUGGCCGACCAGGGCCGCGCACCGCCGCUUCGCUGCUCGUGCGCCUGGUACUUCUCGCUGCCCGAGCUCUUCCCGGGCCCCGUGUACCUCUACUACGAGCUGACCAAUUUCUACCAAAAUAACCGGCGCUACGGAGUGUCCCGCGACGACUCGCAGCUGAGCGGGCUGCCCAGCGCGCUGCGCCACCCGGCCAACGAGUGCGCCCCCUACCAGCGCAGCGCCACCGGCCUGCCCAUCGCGCCCUGCGGCGCCAUCGCCAACAGCCUCUUCAACGACACCUUCUCGCUGUGGCACCAGCGCCGGCCCGGCGAGCCCUACGUCGAGGUGCCGCUCGAUCGCACCGGCAUCGCCUGGUGGACCGACUGCCACGUCAAGUUCCGCAACCCGCCGCUGGUGAACGGCAGUCUGGCGCUGGCUUUCCACGGCACCGCGCCCCCGCCCAACUGGCACAGGCCGGUCUACGAGCUGAGCCCCGACCCGAACAACACUGGCUUCAUCAACCAGGACUUCGUGGUGUGGAUGCGCACGGCGGCGCUGCCCACGUUCCGCAAGCUGUACGCGCGCAUCCGCCAGGGCAACUACUCGGCCGGGCUGCCGCGCGGCGCCUACCUCGUCAACAUCACCUAUAACUACCCGGUGCGAGCCUUCGGCGGCCACAAGCUCCUCGUCUUCAGCAACAUCUCGUGGAUGGGCGGCAAGAAUCCCUUCCUGGGCAUCGCCUACCUGGUCGUGGGCUCCCUGUGCAUCCUCAUGGGCUUUGUCAUGCUGGUGGUCUACAUUCGCUACCAGGACCAGAACGACGAGGAGGAGGACGAAGAAUGAUUCCGGCUACUUGCCAAACAAAACUCUGGCAGGCUUCGUAGGCUUCUCCCCCUCGAUUCCAAUCCCAAUUCCAACCUCUCCUCACUUUUCCUCCUGUUGUGAUGAGGGGACCAGAGGGAGGAAUUAUACCCACUUGCUGGGGUGUUUGGAUGGCAGAAUGAGACGAUCUUAACAAAUUAUCCCCAUCUUCACGAUUUCCCACGUUGACCUGUUAAGUUCUUAAAGUCUUCGGCAUCUGAGCAUGGAAGGGACGGUGGAGAUUCCUUGUUCAACUUCUAUCUGAUGAGAAGACUGAGACCUAGAGACGUUAAAUAACUUAUUCAAGGUCACGUAGCCACUCGUUGGCUCCUGACUCUGACUCUUUUAUCACUACAACACAGUGGUUUUCUUGCGGGGAGGGGGGCUGGAGGAGAGAGUAAAGCCCUCAAAUAACUUCCAGAGGUGUGGAGGGGUGGGAAAGAAUAUACUUGUGAAAAAUGUAGACAGAUUAGGAAGCACUAUCCCCAGAUGCUGACACACGCAGGAGUGCACCUCCUAAAGCUGUAUUUUAACAAGCCUGUCUGGAGAUCCCUCCUGUAUUCCCUCAAAUUCUGGAAUCACUGCCCUGAACCAGGGAGCAAGUAGAAUACUGGCUGUUUCCCUGUUUUCUCAUGUGUCUGAGGAUGGGCCUGAAGCAGUCAUGUGAGCCCAGCUUUUCAGGUAGUCAUUUGUUCCCAGGGGCUGUAACAAUCAUAAUGUUUCAAGUUUGGUCUACAAUCCUGCCUUCAAUAUGGAAAACACUCCAUAAGUUGUGGAAUGAGUGAAAAAUAACUUGCUAUCUCUAGAAAUCUGGCAUAAAGAUUUGCAAAACAGGGUUUGUAUCAAUUUAUUUAAUAUUGGAGGGUUAAAGUGAAAAAAAAAACAACAAAACCAAACACUUUGCCAAGUACUGUGUAGAAACUUGAAAAUGCCAGGUCACUUUGUAUAGCUUGGAGUGAAUGUUUUAAACUUAGAAUCAGAUAGAUGGAAGGGGUCUUAGAGGGAAAAUGAUUUCCCUAAAGUCAUACCUGUGUCUCCUGACUUGGUCCUCUUCAUCAUCUAAAUUAUUUUUUAUGCUUAGAGAAAAAAAAGUUUUCCUUCAUGCAUAUAUUUUCCCUGGAAUCUAAGAAAAAAACUUUUUAAUCUAUGUUCUCAAGUGAAGCAUGUUUGUUUGUAGUAAUGGUUUAAAGGAAUGCUAAGGAAUAUAGUCCUAUAUGUUAUCUAGAAUCUUAAGAAUUAUUUGAAACUUCAAGAUAAUUUUAAAGCCUGACUACUCUAAAAUUAUCCUAAUGUAUAGAAAGUUAUUCUAAGCUAUAGAUUUAAAAAAAAAACACCUUCUUUUUAUGGCAAAACAAAAACUCCUUAGUGAUAUCAUCUUAACCAGUUUAUUUCCUGAAAGUAAACAAUUGUCCAGUGCCUGCUCUCUAUUAUAGCUACUUUCCAGUUACUACUGUUUUUGCUCAGGCCUGUAAGGUAUUAUGAGACUUUGAUGUAUUUUUUUAAGUAGCCAAAGAAUAUUGAAUUGUAUUGAAUUAUUUACAUUAAUUUUAUUAUACUCUAUUCUAGUUCUUUGAAAAUUAAUAAUUGAUGGACAGCAUGCGUGUUCACUGACCUCUGUCUCAGACCUUCUGGAACAGUUGUGAUUUAAUAUUCUGUCCCACUAUUUUACAUAAACCAAAAAAUAUUUUAGCAAUUCUCGUGUGUUGGCUUCCCAGUCCCAGAAUGUGACACAAUUUUAUUGUCAGAUUGCAUAUUGCGAUUUUAGACUAUGAAAAUAGGAUCAUUACAUGUAUAUAAGAUAAUUUUUAUUUAUUAUGAAUGUUUGAUCAAGCAGCUUACUAGCCUAGCUUUCUUUAUGUUGAGUAAGAGAAUUUACUACUUUCUUACUAUGUGGUCGAGAGCAACCAUGUGUUUUGCUAUCAUUUUAACAAUAUUCAGUCCAUUGCUCUAAAUUGUUUAAUGAGACCACAAAACUUAAGGGGUUCUGAUUAAAUCAAUGAAUGUGGUUCCAGGCCCUAUUCUCUGGAUUUUUGAAAGAGAAGAAAGGUUAUGUUUGUCUUACCUUUGUUAUCACAUUUGCUUAAUUCUUUUGAACUAUGGUCUUAAAGGCACAAACAGCACCAACCACUUUGUUCAUGUGUUAUUAGCAGGUUUUUAUUGCAGCAAGAAAGUCAUCUUUCAAAAUAAGGCUCAGAGUAAAUGCAGUCUUUCAGUGUUAACUUCCUAAAACAGAAUUUGAACUUACGUGAACAUCAACAUGUAAUACGAAUUAGAUGAUCUUCAACUAUUACUUAAAUUUGGUAAAAUGUGGUCAAUGUAAAAAAUAAUAUGAAAUUUUAUUAAAGAAUAUGAUUGUA
Lynx canadensis (Canada lynx) is the source of this 3437-nucleotide messenger RNA. It is a transcript of the gene CDC50B, whose product is annotated as transmembrane protein 30B. Gene Ontology annotation, biological process: phospholipid translocation. NCBI's taxonomy places the organism in Eukaryota, Metazoa, Chordata, Mammalia, Carnivora, Felidae. Bases 1 to 1062 code for a protein of 353 amino acids. Gene Ontology annotation, cellular component: Golgi apparatus; plasma membrane; endoplasmic reticulum. The record is from RefSeq and is a predicted model, not a curated record. The transcript has a single exon.